Molecule: messenger RNA, 948 nt
Organism: Metarhizium album ARSEF 1941
Lineage: Eukaryota; Fungi; Ascomycota; Sordariomycetes; Hypocreales; Clavicipitaceae
Product: Aldolase-type TIM barrel
Exons: 1
Coding region: 1-948 (315 amino acids)
Biological process (GO): 'de novo' pyrimidine nucleobase biosynthetic process; pyrimidine nucleotide biosynthetic process
Cellular component (GO): cytoplasm
Molecular function (GO): dihydroorotate dehydrogenase activity
Source: RefSeq, a predicted model, not a curated record
AUGGCUCCGAGGCUCUCCAUCCACCCGCCGCUGCUCAACACCGCUUGCCCCUGGGCAACGACGCCCGACCACCUCGAAAGCCUCCUCAAGUGCCCCUCGACAGGCGCCAUCACCACCCGAACCAGCCUCAUCCAGGGCUUCGCCCACGACGACGCGGUCCACCAAUACGCCCUCUUCGACCCCGUCUCCAACACAGCCCAUCAGGGGACCCCGUCUCCAUCACCCGCCCCCGUCGGUAGCAUCAACUCCUUCGGCUACAGCCCCCUCCCUCUCGACACAUACCUCGCCGCCCUCCAACACCUGAGCGCUGCGCUGCCCAACGUCUGCAAACCCGCCAUCAUAAGCGUCGCCGGUCCGCCCCCCUCCGUCGCGGCGUGCUACGCCUCCAUCAUGGCCGCCUCCCCGCGAAUCACCUUCCCGCUCGCCAUGGAAAUCAACCUCAGCUGCCCCAACAUCCCCGGCCGUCCGCCGCCGGCCUACGACCCCGCCUCCCUCACAGCCUACCUGUCGGCACUGCCCCAGGAGCCACUCAUACCAGUCGGCGUCAAGACGCCGCCGUAUACGUACUCCGCCCAGUUCACCUCUCUGGCGGAUGCGCUGGAGCCCUACGCAUCCCGCAUCAGCUUCGUCACCGCCACCAACACCCUCGGCUCGUGCGUGGUGUCCCACGCCGACGGCCAGGACGCCCUGCCAGGAGGCACGGGGGGCAUGGCCGGCGUCGCGAUACACCCCUUGUCCGUGGGCAACGUGAGGGCCUUGACGAGGUUACUGAGCGAGAGGGGCCUGGACGGCGUGGACGUCAUUGGCGCGGGUGGUGUGCACGACGGCGCCAGCUACAGACGGAUGAGGAGCGCGGGCGCCAAGGCCGUCGGUUUGGCCACGGCGCUGGCGUCGCGUGGCGUCGGUGUUUUCGAGGACAUCGAGAGGCUGCUCGACUCCGAAUGGUAG